AUGGGAAUUUCCCUUGUCGCAUUAUUCGAGAAUCGAAGCAGUUGUAUACCAAGUAACAGGUUCAGAAUAACAAGAAAGAGAUCAAGAUUUUUAUAUUACUUGUUAAAUUGUUCUCUGGUUGUUGGGUAUUUGAUUCCGCCAUUCAUAAAUGUUCCAGAUCAAGAGUCAGCUAAACUGAUUUUGUUAAAUACGAUACCAUGCCCGACGGAAGAGUUUUUCUACACUGAAGUAUUCAUUUGGGCAACAGAAAAGUUUUGGUAUAAUUAUCUUUGGAUGACCACCGGCUCAUUAGUAGCUUUCAUUGUUUUUCAAGUUGCUUUCUUCUCAACAUGUUGCUUAUACUAUCUGUAUAUUUCGACAGCAGUCAUGAUUUCCUCAAAAACAAGGAAGUAUCAACGGUCAUUCUUUUUAGGAACAAUCGCUCAAGCUAUUAUUCCUCUGAUAUUUCUGGUUAUUCCAGUAGCCACUGCAAUCUCAUCAAUUUAUUUUGAGUUCUACAUUCAGGUAGUCAACAAUUCCUGUGUGAUAUUUUUAUCGUUCCAUGGAUUCGCUUCAACGAUUACGAUAGUCUUGGUACAUCAUCCUUACCGAAAAUUCAUGAUUAAAAUUGUGACGUUCGACAGAAGUACUGAGAAACACGCGUCUACGGGUGCAUCAUAUGUAACGAAAGAUGUUCGAGCAACGAUGAGAAGGCUUUCGAAUCGAGUAUUGCCUGUUUUGCAUCUUGGUUAA
Molecule: messenger RNA, 732 nt
Organism: Caenorhabditis briggsae
Lineage: Eukaryota; Metazoa; Nematoda; Chromadorea; Rhabditida; Rhabditidae
Gene: Cbr-srh-75
Product: Protein CBR-SRH-75
Exons: 3
Coding region: 1-732 (243 amino acids)
Source: RefSeq, a predicted model, not a curated record